CAUCACAUGCCAUCACAUGCGUUCGUCUACACUGUUUUCAAUAAUACACCCAUCAUGACACCUGUAAACGCCGAAACUCUGAACGAUAUUGUGCGACAGUAAUCGCAUUUCGGAAUGCAGUUUUCGUUUCGAGAUGCCUUUGGUUUAUUAACUUGAGCAUGUUGAGGUUAUGCACACUUUAUUAGUAUGUACUUUAAACCUUGUUUUUAGUUGCCAAUGCCGUGUCGAGUUAAACUGACAUGAAUGACUGACCGUGCUCACACUACACCUGUGACAGUUACAUCAUGGAGGAUAGCUCCAUGGUUGCAUGUAGCUACGACGGAGUUGUACAUGUAAAUCCUCACAUGAGCCCUAGGGCCUACCACCGUACCGGCACCUCCCGAUUCAACAGGCCUCUUUGAUCCGUAUCCAACAUGAGAAAGAACACCAGAGGCAAGAGUCAGCUGGAGGUGCGGGUGGACUCAGCGUUGUACAGAAUCGCCCCACCCAAGCUGAUGCGGUCCUCCUGGUGUGGCACCUGUCUGACAGCAGUCAAGACAUUGGCGUUGGUCUUGUUCUUCUACAGUUGCUCCAUCAGUCUGACCUUCUAUAACAAGUGGCUGUUUAAGGGUUUCAAAUUUCCACUGUCUGUGACUAUCAUUCAUCUGGCAGUCAAGUUCAUCAUUGCAGUGGUAGUGCGCACGUGUCUUGCCUGUGUUACUGGGAGGAACAACAUUGUCUUGCCUUGGUCUGUUUAUAUGAAGAGAGUAGCACCCACCGGUUUCAGCAGUGUCCUAGACAUUGGCCUGUCCAACUGGAGUCUGCUGUACAUCACAGUAUCCCUCUACACCAUGUCCAAAUCAACAUCAAUUAUCUUCAUCCUCGUGUUUGCAAUUUUGUUUGGUCUACAGAGGGCGCAUGCCUGCCAGAUUAUCAUCGUCCUGUUCAUAGCCGGCGGCCUUUUCAUGUUUACCUACGAGUCAACCCAGUUCAAUGCGGAGGGAUUCGUCCUGGUCAUUGUAGCUUCAGUCAUCAGUGGGCUGAGGUGGUCGUGUGCACAGAUACUCACACAGAAAGAGGAACUAGGUCUUUCAAAUCCUGUUGAUACAAUAUACCACCUCCAGCCUGUAAUGAUACUGGGACUGAUGCCAUUUGCUGUAUUUGUAGAAGGUGUACAUAUAUCAUCCACCAAGUUGUUCCUAGGCUUUGAUGAUAUUAAUGUCUUCCUCCACACAUGGCUUAAGGUCGUCAUCGGUGCUGUACUGGCAUUCAUGCUUGCCAUGUCGGAAUACUUGUUGCUUUCGAGAACGUCAAGCCUCACUCUCUCCAUAUCAGGGAUAUUGAAGGAAAUCUGCACUCUCUACAUUGCGUCCGAGUACAGCAAUGACACGAUGUCCCUGCUAAACUUUUUCGGAAUGCUGAUAUGCCUGUUUGGCAUUGCGCUCCAUGUUAUCCUGAAGGCUAUCGCAUCAAAAGACAUGUCAAACUCCAGGAAUGAUGCAUUGCACCAUGGCGACCAAGAGCAGCUUCUUAUGAACGACGGGACGGCCAAUGAUGACGAGGAUGACGAGGAGGAGAUCUUCAGUGCAAAAAGAAUGCAUGUGACAAGAUUAUAGUACCAAACUGGUGAUUCUCCACAAAUAGCCUGGUCGUGUUGAGUGCAGAAUUCUAAUUCAAAUGAGGUCAGUGUUGGACCAAAUACCCUGCCUGUAAAAUCAAGCCAUAGGCUGAGAAGAUUUUUUAAAAAACCUUGGCUUCAUAUCUGUUGCUUCCAGCUUACAGUCCCCGGUGGUCAGAACCCCUAGGUUGUGUUCCUCCAGCCCCAUGUGUAGUUGGGGUAAACUUCAGACUGUAUGUAGCUGGAAACUAGCUGGAAACUACAAGUAACUUAGAGCUAGUUAUCCUUGCUUUUAGCCUCAAGGUGGAAUCAGGAAGGAUGCAGCUGCAAUGCGGUCAAACCAGCGGCAUAUAAAAGUGCGUCGUGCAGCUGGCAGGCAGGACCCAUAUUUGACUAUGGAGCACAGCCAGAGAUCAAAAAGUGGUGAUUUUUAGCAGAGGGAGGAAAAUCAAAGAACUUGGAGUAACAAAUCCUUUUGGGGGGACUGGAGAGAACCAGUGAACAACUCUACUCAUGUAUGGCGCGGCCGUGAAUCGAACCUGGGUCACAGUGGUGAUAGGUAAGUGCCGUACUCACAAGCAACCUAUACCACCCCAGCGAUGGAGCUGGAAUUUAAAAAAUGGUCCAGGUGUUAGGAAGUACACCAGAAGCUUACCAGUUCCUUUUUUUUGUUUACUGGUGCACUCUGCACGGGAGCGGAUCCAAAACCAAUUUUUUUGGGGGGGGGGAGGCAGGUCAAAAGGGUUUUUGGGGAGGGUGUCAAAAUCUUUUGAAAUUUGUGACCUGUCAUCUCAAAAUGAGCUGAAAGUUGGAAUAUUCAAAAGCUGAGAUAUUGGUGCUUUUUUAUUCAGGAGGAAGAGAGCUUUCCAGUGGUACAUGUAUGUACAUGGAACACUUAGGGUAGAAGUAUAUGACAUUAUGACAUUAUUCUGGCAGCUUUAUGUCUUUGUUUCUGACAUUAUUUCAGCAUUUCUGACCAGACACAAAUAAUGCUGUCAUCGAAAUUGCUGAGAAAAUGACAUUUUUAAAUAUAUGAUUCUGAGAAACAUUUGGAAUUACACAGAAAACGGGUUACUCCUUCCAAAUAUUUCAACAUGCCCCCCCC
Molecule: messenger RNA, 2702 nt
Organism: Acanthaster planci (crown-of-thorns starfish)
Lineage: Eukaryota; Metazoa; Echinodermata; Asteroidea; Valvatida; Acanthasteridae
Gene: slc35c2
Product: solute carrier family 35 member C2
Source: RefSeq, a predicted model, not a curated record